Messenger RNA from Anopheles coluzzii, 9999 nucleotides. It is a transcript of the gene Mgtor, whose product is annotated as nucleoprotein TPR. Gene Ontology annotation, molecular function: structural constituent of nuclear pore. Gene Ontology annotation, cellular component: nuclear pore. Gene Ontology annotation, biological process: protein import into nucleus; mRNA export from nucleus. NCBI's taxonomy places the organism in Eukaryota, Metazoa, Arthropoda, Insecta, Diptera, Culicidae. The record is from RefSeq and is a predicted model, not a curated record. The coding region runs from base 707 to 7948 and encodes 2413 amino acids. The transcript is spliced from 5 exons.
CGAAUUAUUGUUUCGUUCAUUUUUCCAGCAGACAGACGUCGUAGCAAGCGUUCCUCCAUUGGGAAAGUGCAUUUCCAGAUAUCGGAUAAGAUCGGUAAAAUCUACGACUAAGCGGGCGUUUCACAGUUAGAAAAGAGUUUAUUUUUGUUUUGCUUAUUGAAAAAGUUAAUCCCAAAGUUCAGGCAUUUACUUUCGAUGCGAAGUAAUCCAUUCGCAGGGUAGUUUUCCGAUGGACAAGCGACGACAUGUUUGUCUCUGUGAAUGUGUGCGUGUGUCCGGCGUGAAUGAAAUAUAAAUGCUUGUUUAUAAAGCGAAUCACAUGAAAGUUUUGUUACGAGAAGCGUAAUAAUUAACAGAGCGCAUAAUUAUUAAGCUUAAAAAUCAUUGCGAAGCGUCACAACCCAAGUAGGAAACAGCAAGCAGUACCGGUGGAAUUGGGAAGCUUUGUUCCUCCUCCCGGCCAUCGGAGUGUGUGUGGCUCUGUGCGUGUGUGUACGCGUGUAUUUGUAUAUGUGACUUGUGCUGUCAAACGAAGCAGCAUUAGCGGCGACAGUACCAACACCAAGCAUCGACGGCGACGAAGUUAACGCGUUGCUUUACCUGAAUUUCAGAACUACCAUAGACUUUGCGCCCGCGUGAUCGUCUAAGUGUAGUGUGUUUGCCAUAGUUUCUACAGAUCAGCUCGCCCAUCUACUGCACUGCAAAUAUGGAGGUCGACCAGGAGUCGGGUGUGCUGCACUCGAUUUUAAGCCCCGAAGAGCUGGGGGCCAUUCCGGAAGCAUCGAUAAAAAAGAUUGAAAGCGCGUGUGAAAAGAAGUUUGAGGACUUUCUUACCGCAAAAGCGUUGUGCGAAACGACAAAGACUGACCUAGAAAAAAGCAAAGCAGAGUAUGAGAAACAAAUAGAGCUGCUGACACUCAAGGCGGAAGAUGAAUCGGCCAAAUAUCACUCGUCCCAGCUGAGCGUGAAGGAGAUGCGUAUCGAGCUGGAGGACGUGAAACAGGAGCUUUGCAAGGCGAAGGAAAAGCUGUCCUCGAACGAGGUCGAAAACGAUCGGUUCCGCAAGGAGCGCAACCAGGCGAUGAAUGAACGCGACGCCAUGGACAGUGCGCUGAAGCGGAAGGAGCUGGAAGUCGAGCGGCUGCACCAGGAUGUGCUCGAGCUGGAAAAGAAGCUGAAGUCGGCCAGCGUGGCCAAAUGCGAAGCGCUGGCCAGGCUGGACGAGAUCGUUAGCAAAGAGCACAGCCUUGAGUUUAAGGAGAAGCGCAUGGAUCAGGAGCUGUCGAUGCGGGACCAUCAGAUCGCCCGCCUGACGCAGGACCUGGAUCAGGCUUUGCGGGAGCUGCAGGGAAUCCGGCGCGAUCAGAACAUCAAAUCGUUGACGGUGGAGACGAAGCUGUCGGAAAAGAACGAAGAGCUGAAGAUCGCUCACCAAACCAACACGUUCCUGACGGAGCAGAACACGGAACUGUCAUCGAAGGUGGAGGAGCUGGCGACCAAAAACAUGAAGCUGCGGACGGAAAUGUCCACCAUGAUGGAGCACUACCGGAAGGAGCUGGAUUCGCAGAACCGGCUCUGUGAGCUGCUGCAGCAGGACAAGCAGGACCACCUGGAGCAGACGAAAGAGCUCGAGUCGGCCAUCACCGCCCUGCGCCAGAUGCUGAACGAAGCGACCGAGUCGUGUGGUACGAUCGAGACCGAGAAGAAGCAGCUCGAGCUGAAGCACGCGGAGGAGUUGGCCGGCCGGGACAAGUCGAUCGGUGAGCUGCAGGAGGAGCUGAAACGCGCGAACGAGCUGCUGGCGGCGGCUCACGAGGAAAGCAUAGAGCACGCGGUGGAAAAGAUAGCCCCGUCGGCAGCUGCUACCAGCCGCAUGCUGAAGACGGGUAUGUCACUGACGGAGGUGUACACCCAGUACGUCCGCACGAUGGAGCUGCUCCAGCAGGAGCAGAAAGAGAACGGCAAGCUGAAGCUGCAGCUGCAGAACAUCCUGCACGAGCUCGAGCAAAGUGCGCCGGAAAUAUCGCGCCAGCAGAACGAAAAUCACAAUCUAAGAGAGGCAAACGAGGAGAUUACGCAGCAGCUCAACAAUCUGAUCGCGAAGAGCGGCGAAAUGCACUCGGAGAUGGCGGCGGUGCGGGAGAAAAUGCGCAUCGUGGAAGCGGAAAACAAAAACUUCCGCCAGGAGCGGGCGGAUCUCAGCCGGCAGAUCUGUCACCUGCUGAACGAGAUCGAGAAGAUGCAAAACGGUGUCAUUGCGCCGGACAUCGAGCUGGCGGGCACCGGCAGUCCGGGCGAGCUGAUCUCAAAGAAGCUGGUGACGUUCUCCAACAUCCAGGAGCUGCAGGACAACAACGUGAAGCUGCUGCUGGUGGUGCGCGAUUUCAGCGCUAAGCUGGAGGAGAUGGAAAAGGUGCACAACUCGAUGAGUGCGGCCACGUACGAGGCGAAGCUGGAGGCAUGCAACAAGCGCAUCAACGAGCUGAAGGAUACGGUGGAGAAGCAUCGCAGCCUGCUGGAGCAGUGCAGCCAGCAGCGAGAUCGGUACAAGAAAAUGUACCACGAUGCGAUGCGCAGCUACAAUCCCGCCUUCUCGACCGCCAGCAUGAACGGCGGCAACAUGCAGAGCGAUUCAAUGAUGGACGGGCUGGAUGAGGUACCGCUGGCCAACAGCAGCACGGCGAACGACGCGAACGUCAGCAACAGCAGCAAUCAGCUGGCCGCACUCGUGGCGGAGAAGGAGCGCAAGGUGACGGCGCUGGAGGCCAACCUGCAGGAGCUGCAGAAGGAGCUGGGUGGUGUGAAGAAGGAGUAUGAGGCUUACCGGCGCGAGAAGCUGGCCAACGAUAAGGCGGUCAAUGAGCAGUUCGACAAGUUCCGUACCGAAAUCCGCGAGCUUACCGCAAACAACGUGAAGCUGAUGGGCACCAACGAAUUCAACGCCGAGCAGAACCGCAUGAUAUCGAAGAACAUCACGACGUACAAGAACCAGAUCACGGCGCUGGAGGAGCGUAAUCGCAACUAUGAAGGCACGAUUGCCAAGCAGGAAGCCUCCAUUAUGUACCUGAAGGAGGAGGCGAUGAGCGCACAGUCGAAGCUGGCCCGCGCCGAGGUACAGCUGGAGAAUCUGAAGCAGGAAUGCCGGAUUCUAAAGGAUAGCGAAUCGCGCCUGCAGGCGGAACGGGAAAUUCUGAACCGCGAACGCUGCAACCAGAAUCUGCUGCUAAACAAUCUGGAAAUGAUCAAGGUCAGCAUGGAGCGGUCGGAGAACGAAGGCAGGCAGCGGCUCGAGUCCCGGCUCGACGAGACGUCGCGCGAAUGUUCGGCCCUGCGGCGGCGGUUGCAAGAGGAGCAGGAUCGGUUCCGGGAGCAGAUGGCUUACCUGCAGCGGCAGGUCGAAACGGCACAGAAGCGGAUGGACGAAGAGGUGGCGAUCGCCGAGGGCCACCAGGCAGCGCUGCGGGAGGCUCGCGAUGAGCUGGAGAUCAAAUCGCGCAAGAUCGACGAUCUGCAGCGCAAGCUGCAGGAAUCGCUAGCUACGAACGACGAGGACAAUCCCGUGACGCAAGCGAGACGAAAGAUUCGCGAGCUCGAACAGGCCCUGGCGGAGAGUGCGGUCGAGGUGGAGUCACUGCAAGGGCAGCUGGCAACGGCCCAGGAGCACAUCAAGCAGUACGCGCAGCUGUCCGAAUCGGCCGAAAAGGAGCUGAAGGAUCUGACGGAGCUGUACAAUCGCACCAAGCAGACGAGCGAGCAGGAACUGGCGGAGGUGCGAAAGAGCGAGGAAGAGCUGCGCACUCAAGUGGAAGAGCUGAAGACGCAAAUAUCGUUGAAGCUUACCGAUGAGCAGCUCACCACCGGUGACCAGAAUUCCGAACUGCACAAGGUGCAGCUGGAGCUCAAGAGCACGCUGGAAAAGCUGACCGCGCAAUCGAACGAGCUGCGUCAGUAUCGUGAUAAAACCAACAACAUAUCCGAUGAGCUGCGUGCCUUGGGAGAGCGGUAUUCGCGCGAGGUGACGGAGCAUUCGACCGACAUUACGCAGCUGGCAAAGCUGAAGGAAGAGAUGCACCGCACGCAAGCCCAAUUCGACGAGCUGAGAAAGCAGCGCGACCAGGCGCAGGAGCAUCUGAAGACGAACGAAGAGUGCUGGAAAAAUCGCGAACAGAUGCUACGCACCGAAGUGUCCCAGCUCGAAGAACAGCUCAACAGCCUCAACUCGCAGAAUGCGGCCCUGCACGACCAGAUACAGAGCCUGAGCACUCGGUUCUCGAUCAGUGCCGCGGCGCUCAACCAGUCGGCCGUCCUGUCCGAAUCGGCGACCAAUCCGGACGAUUCGAUGGGCGGCGCGGACGCUUCCAUACUGAACCGCUCGCUGAACGACGAGGAGAAGCAAUCGCUCGAACAGAUGCUGCAGAUCAUCAAAUACCUGCGCAAGGAGAAGGACAUUGCGGUGGCCCGGUUCGAUGUGCUGCGGUCGGAGAACGUGCGCAUACAGUCGGAGUUCAUGAUGCUGCAAAAGAACUUUGACGAGUCGCAGGCGGAACUGAAGCAAAUGCGCGAGAACGUCGACACCGAAACGGUAACCGCGGCCAAGCACGAGGAAAUCCUGCGCAAACUCGACACGUACAACGCACUGACGGACAGCAACCGAGUGCUGAGGGAGGAACGGGACGGUCUGAACCAGAAGGUGCGAGAGCUGUCCCAGCGUUUGCUCGAUGCAGAGGAUAAGCUGUUCCCGCUCGAGGAAAAGGUGCGCGAACUGACGGUUAAGCUGGAAUCUUCCACCAACGAAAAUACGACCCUGCGUAUGGAUGUGGCGCGCCAGCGGCAGCGCAUGACAACGCUGGUCGAACGUUCGUCGAAAACAAACUCGGACGACUGGAAGCGCAUGCAGACGGAGCGUGAAAAUCUCGCCAAAAUGCUGAUGGCCGAGAAGGAGCUGCUGAAGCAAGCGAACGAGGAGCUGAACACGCACAAAGUCGAGCGCACGAGACUGGAGGCGGAAAUGGGCACCGUUAACAAGAAGCUGCAGUCGGCCAACGCGCUGGUAAAGAAGCUGUCGGACGAUCUGGAAGCAUCGGCCGUCCAGGCAACGGAGAUCGAAACACUUCAGGCCGCGUUGAAGACUGCGGAAGACAACCUUGCGGAUAUGCGCAUCAAGGAAGGCCAGAUUCGAAAGAUUGCCAAGCGCUACAAGGAUGCAUUCACGGAGCUGAAGCGUGAGACGGACGCGCGGAAGGAAGAUGAAGCAGCAGCAGCAGCCGGAGGAGGGGCAGGAGCAGCUGGUGCUAACGCGGCAGCCGGUGGUUCGUCCGGUGAUGGCAACGCUUCCACCGGUGAUGCAGCGGCUGCAAUGCAGGAAGCAGGAGCAGCGGCGGACUCGGAGGAUAUGCGCAAACAGAUAGCGACGGCUACCGAAGAGAUUGACACGCUGAAAAAGGAAAACGAGCUGCUGCGGGCGAAGCUGGAGAAGGCCGAACGCGGCAUGGACAUUAUGAAGGAUGCGAAAAACCGCAUCCUGGCCCUGACGGAGCAGAAGAACAAUGCGGCACGGGAGCUGAACGCGGUGAAGUCGCAGAUGCAGCAGCAGCUGGAUCAGAUGCGCGAGGAAACGGACACGCUGAAGGCACAGUACGAGGGGCGCGUGACGCGCUGCGAGAAGGAGAAUGCGGACGCCGAUCGCGAAAGCAAGGACGCGAUCAGUCGGCUAACGAGGGAAAACGAGCAGCUGACGAUUCGAUUGAACCAGCUGAACCGGCAGCUGGGAUUGCAGCAGGCGGUGGCCAAACCGACGACCAGCGCGGUUGGUGCGGGCGCGUCCGACAAACCGGUGGGCGAAAGUCCCCGCACGGCGAACGUGAAGCCGAUGGCCGGGCCCAGCCAGCAGCAGUCGGCUACGGUUACGCCGAGGCGGGUGAGCGAAACGCCGCUGGCCAGCAUCCGGCCGAUGGCUGUGGGUAGUCGCACCGCCGCCGUGCUCCCGACGAGCCAAUCGAGCAGCGCAAACGUUGCGAUCGUGCAGGGUUCGUCGGCGUCCGCAACGGUGUCGACCAGUCCGGCGCAAGGGGUCAGCGUAUCGGGUGGAUCCGCGGCAAGUACGGCAGCUUCCGGUAGCGGCAGCAGCAGCAGCAGCAGCGCCGGUAGCUCCCUAGUGGCAGGUAGUGGAGGAAGCGGACCGGCUGGAGUGUCCGGUACACCGUCGACCAGCGGUCUCACCACAGCGCUCGUUCCGCCCCAGCAGCAGCAGGUGCACAGUGCAACCGCGACCAGUAGCAGCAGCAGCAGCACCAGCAGCAGCAGUUGCAGCGCCACUGGCGUCACCAAUCCGAUUGGUUUGAACGAAUCGAUAUCCUCACCGACAAGCUCGCACACCGACUACAUGCCGGCGACCAGCUCGGCCAGUGUGGCCGUUGCAGCAGUGCCGCCAAUGGGCACGGCUUCCACCUCCACGGCCGAAAGCUCUUCCUCGUCUUCCAGCACGUCCACGCAUGCGGAGGGGGAAAAUGCACCUCAAAUCGCCCGACCGGACGACCAGGCCCAGCAGCAACAGGUGCAGCAGGCCGCCGUAGCUAUGGUGAUGCCCCAUGUCGAAGGAGUUGUUGGCCAGCAACAGUCACCGCAGGCUCAUCUGUCGCAGCAGCAGCCGCAAUCGGCGGUACAGCUUCAACCACUGCAGCAGCAACAGCAGCAGCAACAACAGCAGCAACAGCAGCAGCAGCAACAGCAGCAGCAACAACAGCUCCAACAGCAGCAGCAACAACAGCAGCAGCAGCAACAACCGCAGCAGCAACAGCUACAGCAGCAACAACCACAGCAGCAACAGCUACAGCAGCAAUCAUCAGCUCAAGCAUCCUCCAGCAACACCGUAACCACUACACAGGCCGGUCACAAGCGACCCCGCGACGUAGAAGGUGACAGUUCGACCGAUAACGCUGGCCAACAGUUGGUCAGUAAGCCAGCGCCGGCAAAAAAGCGCCUUCGAUUGGUGCAAGUGGCAGCAGACGGGUUCCAGGGUGUCAGUGAAUCUGGCUUAGAUGUUGAGUAUCAAGUGCCGACAUCUUCGCAGCGCGAUCAAGAGGACGACAUAAUCGUGGUCGACUCCGAGGAGGAAGACGACGAUGAUGAUGACGACGAGGAGGAGGAGGACGUUGUUAUGGCUGACGAAGGUACGGCCGAAGCGGACGAUGGUCCGUUCGAUGCGUACGAAACGGAGGAGCUGGGCGUUGCGGGCGGUGUUGGUGCGUACGACGAAGGCGAAGGGCCGGACAUCGACGAGGAUAACAACAUCCAGUCCGCCAACAAUGAGGUCGACGUGGACGAAGACGAAGCACCGAAUCCGUGCGGUACCACCUCAACCACCUCCACGUCGACGUCCUCCACCUCGUCGUCCACGCUGUCCGCCAAGGUAAUGGAUACGACCGCGGACGUGGAAACGAGCAGCACCAGCAGCUCGACCGUACCCGCCGGCGGCAGUUCCGUUGCCGUAGCCGGUGCCUCCACCUCUACGGAACCGUCCUCCGCUGUCGAAAGCGGCGCCAGCACAAGCUCGACAAGCGGUGGCAAUACAUCGAACGAUGCGCAACAGCUACCGCAGAUCCAAAGCACUACCGGGGCCAGCCACGGCGAAGCAUCUGCUGCCGGUCAGCAAUCGUCUUCCUCUUCCUCGUCAGCCCUACCGUCGGGCGCCGCUGCGUCCUCGACGGGAGCGGGCGGUACCGCGGCCCAAUCGCAGGCAGCGGCAGCAGCAGCAGCCGCGGCUGUGGCGGUCGGUGGCAGCGGCGUUUCCGCCGCACGGCAGGUGGUCAAUCCGCUCAGUCGCCAGCAGCAGCAGGCGGCUCAUCUCAUGCUGAUGCAGCAAAACUACGACCACCACGAGGGUGCGGACGAUCGCAUCGUACCGAGCACACCGACAUUGUACGCGCCUCGGCGAACAGAUGGGCCAUAAGACACAUCGCCCACGGGGAAGAGAAUGGCACACUCGAUAGCACACUUUUAGCUUGUUUCUUUCGAUUAUUAUUAUUUUUUUGUGAACCAGUAAGGAACUCACUUCAGAUAAUGCCACGAAUAGAUAAAAGUUAGAAGUCACUGUGUAAGGUCCAGAAAUUCAGGUAGAACAAGGGCCAGAGUUGCACACUGUUCAGAUAUUGAGGAUAGCUUAUUCUGUCCCGUGGGUCAGCUUAUUUCGGGGCGGUCCCAUGGCACAGUCGUCAACACGCACGACUUAACAACGUGCCCCUCAUAUGCGACCGUCUCCCCGUAGCCAGGUACUGACUGUAUCCGGCUGCGUGGUUCUCAAUAAGUUUCACACGACUGUCAAAGGCCAACAUGACCACGUAGGUCGUUACGCAAAUAAGAAGAAGAGGAGGUUAUUUCUGGUGUGUUUCUACUAUAUAUACACAAUACAUAUGCUAUGUUUUAUGAUUACAAAUCGCAUUCAACGAAUAGAUAAUUUGCCGUCAAGCCCUUGUUAAAGCAUUCCAAACAUUCGCGUAGUAGUGGAUUAAAAGAAAAAAACUGCAGUUUUAUCUAUUCUUUUCCCUUUUUUACUACUAGGCACUAGAUAGCUAGGCACUGAAUGGAAAACACUUUAAAUAUGUUAAUGUUUUCACCAUCUUAGGUCAACGAUUACAUUGCUUUACUGUUCCAAAUUACAUUCGCAGGAAAAUGGGAAGAGAAAUCUUUCGACAAACAUAUUCCUUUACUAGGCUCUUCUUAAGUUUUUCUCACAAAAAUUGGAUUGAACACGCUCAAAGGGCACCGCAACCACUUCAUACUAUAGACGGUGGCUCCCGAAUCGCUCCAAGAAUAGACCGUUUUCCGGGUCAGUUUUCAAUGUUACCAGCAUUGUUUAACGCUCACAAGAUGUUUUUCAACCGCUGAUCAUAUAUUUGUGGCAGCAGAACUGUUGGAAAACAUCUCGCAAGUGUUGAACAAUGUCGCUAACAAGUGAAACUCACCCAGAAAACGAUGUAAGAUAUGUUUUGAAACAAUUUUCGAUUUCCAUUUAUACUAUACUUAGUUGCGCACCUUGAUGCAAAACAGGGAUUAUUACAUUUCUGAGCGUGUUUAAUCUAAUUUUAAAAUGAGCAAAUGUCAAAUAAACUGACUUCUUUUAGUGUUAGGUGAAGAAUUUUUAAUAGCGUACAACAGUGUGUGGCAGUUUAGCUUUAAUAAGAUUCUUGUUUGUUUAUCCGUGAACAUUGUACAGGCGUCGUGUGUAUGUUAUAGGUGUUUAGAAGUAAGUUUAAAACAGAACAGUUAGACUAUACUAGGGUACAUACGAUCAAAUUCUCCAAUAUAUACGUAAACACACGCUCCGAUAUACUCACCACCCUAUCUGAUAUAGCAGACAUUGGUGACACAUUAUCCAAAGGAAAGAAAAUUAAAACAGCAGAUAUUCUUGCUUUUUAUGCACGUAGAGAACUGUUGUUAUCUGGUGUUGUAAGCAGCAAUGUCCGAAAAUAAAGCCAUCAUCCCAAAAAAAAAAAAAUCACAUUCCACUGGUUGUGUAAUUCCUAUUCCUGUAGAGACACAAAGACAAGAGAGAAAGAGAGACAUUAUGCGAGAGAAGAUCGCGAGAAAAGUAAAAUAUAAAAUACGACGUUUUGCUUUGAUCAUUUCAAUCGUUUCGGUUUGUGCUUUACAUUUCAAAGGAGGCUCCUUUUUUAACCACCCUUAAGCGCUAGCCCUUCAGAAGCAUUCAAACGGGCCGCAUUGCUUCGCAUGUAACGCUGUUAUGGGUCAUGUUACCGUUACCUUUAGCUAAUGAGGAACACUUAAUGAAGGUGUUACAAUGUUUUCUGCUGUGUGAUAUCAUAGUUAUGAUCACUUAUCCGGCGCUACAACACGCCUUGUGGGCUCGUUGACAGCCGUUUAGCUGUUCCUAGGGAUCGUUCUUUAGUUAGUCUAGUUAUGUUGUUUCCUCCAAUGUGAGUGUGUCUGUGUGUGUGGCAUACACUAAAUGCGCGUUAUGUGUGUUCUGUUCCCAUUUCCCGU